Messenger RNA from Leptidea sinapis, 1806 nucleotides. RefSeq names its product ubiquitin domain-containing protein UBFD1-like. Gene Ontology annotation, molecular function: cadherin binding; RNA binding. The record is from RefSeq and is a predicted model, not a curated record. Bases 151 to 1026 code for a protein of 291 amino acids. The transcript has 6 exons. NCBI's taxonomy places the organism in Eukaryota, Metazoa, Arthropoda, Insecta, Lepidoptera, Pieridae.
AUUGUCAAACAGGCAACUGCUGUGCAGCAAGCAAUCUGCAAUUCUGCAAAUCUACGGCGACCUGUCAAAUACUUUAUUUUUUUCAUAACAACACAGCGAUUUAUUUUUAUGCAUUUAUUUGGUUAGAAAUUGUUAUUAGUGAAGAUCGAUAUGGAUUAUAUUGCAUCAGAAAAAGGAGACACUGCUGAGAACAGAGAUCCAAAUUCACUAGCGUCAAAUGGCGCAUCUAAGGCCUGCAUUGAUAAACUUUCAAAUAUUGAAAUCGGAAAAUCGCAAAUAGAAGUUCAAGAGAGCGCGGCAAGCACAUCAGAAUCUGUCGACGAUUCAGACGUUUGUGAAAUACCUGAACAAAUCGAAUUUCAUGUAGUUUUCAAUAAAGCAAAAUAUGACAUCACAUUCGCGUAUGAUGCUACUGUUUUAGAGUUGAAAGCACAUCUCGAAAGGAUAUGUGGUGUGCCACAGUCAGCUCAAAAAUUAAUUGUAAAAGGCAUGGCCAAAAACGAUCUGACACUUCGUAAAGCUGGGAUUGUUAAAGGUGGUAAAGUUAUGCUUGUAGGGUCUAAAAUGGAUGAUAUUUUGGCAGUGAAGAGUGCACCAAAGGAAAUACUAGAGGAAAAAAGUAAUAGCCAAGCAAACAAGGAACCUCUCUGUAUGCAAAAGAAUCACAGGAAGGUUCUGGAUAAAGGUAUCCCACCAGAUGUUAUGCCCGGGAUAAAAGGUGUGAAGGAACCUCUACCACCUGUCCCGUUAAGUGGGAUGCUAAAUAAACAUGGGGGUAAGGUGAGACUUACAUUUAAACCAGAGCAAGACCAGCUGUGGCUUGGGACUAAAGAAAGAACUGAGAAAUUGGCCAUGACUUCAAUUAAAAGUAUAACAUCCGAGCCAAUAAAGGAUCAUGAAGAAUAUCAUAUAAUGGGUCUUCAGUUUGGACCAACGGAAUCUAGUAGGUAUUGGAUAUACUGGGUGCCAGCUCAAUAUAUAGAGGCCAUAAAAGAUGCUGUGUUGGGUGUAUGGCAAUUUUUCUAAUUCUGGACAUGCCCCUGAUGUCAAUUUACCUACUUGGAUAGUUGCAAUAUCUAUAAACACUUAAUUGUCGCCCUAGUACCAACAUAUCUAUCUUACAAUUCACAAUAAUUAUAUAAUAUUAACCGUCAGUUGUGCAAGGGCCUCACAUUUUAGAUACAGAAUAUAAAUAUUAUGUAUUUCAGUUUUUGUAAGUACAAUUAUUACAGAAAUCAUGUCAUUAAAUUCAUAAUUUUUGUAUUACCAUACCCAUAGAAUGUGUAUGGUGUAGUGUAUUAAAUAUUUUUCUGUGUUCAAAUGCAUCAAGCUUUAUUCACAUACAAAAAAUGCUGAAUCAAAGAUCUCCCUUCUUAUUCACUUGUCUCUCUAUGCAUACUCCUUUUCUUUUGCUGUCAUUUGUUAGGUAUUCAUUGAAUUGUUUUUUUUUUGAAGAAAUUUGCUACAUUUCCAUGUCAUUUAUUUAGUUUUGCAAUUCAUAAGACUAAAUUAAUGAAAUUUUUCUUUGUGAAAUCCAAAUAGGUAUGCUUUUUCAAAAGUGACUCUGUUGAUUUUAUAUAAAUUGAUGAUCUCUAUUGCUUCAAUUCUACAAGCAUUGUAAAAUACAUUUGUAAACAGCUAAGGAUUGAUUCAAAAACUCACUUGACUGCUAAAUUAUUUAAUGAAAUUAUAUUUGUAUAAGGCCUGUAAAGUUUAUUUUAAAAAUUGUUUUAGUUCUUGCUUCAAUCCUUCUCUGUUAAUUUGAUAACAGAAUUAGAAAACAAAAUAUAAUAAAUGUUGUGAAAA